AAAUUAAUCAAGCUAGCAAUGGUAACUGCAAUGGCCUUGUUUUCUCCUCCGACUCAUUUCUCAACCGCACCUUCCAAAACCCAUUUUAUUUACAGUCCCUUCAUCAUUCUCAGACCCAACAGCCCUUUGUUUCUACUCUCACCCUUUAAGGUUUCAGCUCUCAAUGAGGUUGGACCCAUAUCUUCAGUGCACAACAAUGGGUCUGUUGCUGCAGUGGUCGCUGCUUUUGAGGACCCAAGAUGGCUUGGAGGAACGUGGGACUUGACACAGUUUCAGAAAAAUGGCAACCCUGAUUGGGAUGCUGUUAUUGAUGCGGGUCAGAGGAGAAAAUGGCUUGAGGACAAUCCGGAGUCAUCAAGUAAUGAUAAGCCCAUAGUUUUUGACACCACCAUUAUACCUUGGUGGGCAUGGAUGAGAAGGUUACAUCUUCCUGAAGCUGAACUACUUAAUGGUCGUGCUGCAAUGAUAGGAUUCUUCAUGGCUUAUCUGGUUGAUAGCUUGACAGGGGGAGGUGGAGUUGACCAAAUGAGCAACUUCUUUUGCAAAAUUCUUUUGUUCAUAGCAGUGGCUGGAGUAGUUCUGGUUAGAAAGAAUGAGGACAUUGAAACUCUUAAGAAGCUAUAUAUGGGAAGAGACUACAUUUUGUGACAAGCAAUGACAAGCAACCUGGAAGAAUGAGAAUUCAAGCACUUCCAUAACAGAUUAGAGGAUUUUCUUUGUUUGGAGUUUCUCUUCUCCUUUGUCUCCCUUAUAUAGAUUAUGUCUUUCA
This is a messenger RNA of Abrus precatorius (Indian licorice), 769 nucleotides long. Its product is annotated as light-harvesting complex-like protein 3 isotype 1, chloroplastic. The record is from RefSeq and is a predicted model, not a curated record. NCBI's taxonomy places the organism in Eukaryota, Viridiplantae, Streptophyta, Magnoliopsida, Fabales, Fabaceae. The coding region runs from base 19 to 648 and encodes 209 amino acids. The transcript has 3 exons.